This is a messenger RNA of Erinaceus europaeus (western European hedgehog), 3156 nucleotides long. It is a transcript of the gene HID1, whose product is annotated as HID1 domain containing. The coding region runs from base 129 to 2501 and encodes 790 amino acids. The transcript has 19 exons. The record is from RefSeq and is a predicted model, not a curated record. Gene Ontology annotation, cellular component: Golgi trans cisterna; membrane; Golgi medial cisterna. Lineage: Eukaryota; Metazoa; Chordata; Mammalia; Eulipotyphla; Erinaceidae.
GGCGGGGUGCGCAGCUCGGCUCGUGCGAGAGCCGCAGGGGCGGCGGAGCUGGGGCUGGGGCUGGAUCUCUUAGCCUGCGCCGGGGCGGGAGCCAGGGCCCGGGCCGCUCCUGAGCGGGCUCCAGCGCUAUGGGGUCUGCCGACUCCAAGCUGAAUUUCCGGAAGGCGGUGAUCCAGCUCACCACCAAGACGCAGCCCGUGGAAGCCACCGAUGAUGCCUUUUGGGAUCAGUUCUGGGCCGACACGGCCACAUCUGUUCAGGAUGUCUUCGCGCUGGUGCCUGCGGCUGAGAUCCGGGCUGUGCGAGAGGAAUCGCCCUCCAACCUGGCCACUCUGUGCUACAAGGCAGUAGAGAAACUGGUGCAGGGAGCAGAGAGUGGCUGCCACUCGGAGAAAGAGAAGCAGAUCGUCCUCAACUGCAGCCGCCUGCUCACCCGAGUGCUGCCCUACAUCUUCGAGGACCCGGACUGGAGAGGCUUCUUCUGGUCCACAGUGCCCGGGGCUGGGCGAGGAGGGCAGGGGGAGGACGAUGAGGACAGUGCCCGGCCCCUGGCAGAGUCCCUGCUCCUGGCCAUCUCCGACCUGCUCUUCUGCCCAGAUUUCACUGUCCAGAGCCACCGGCGGAGCACCGUGGACUCGGCGGAGGACGUCCACUCCCUGGACAGCUGUGAAUACAUCUGGGAGGCCGGUGUGGGCUUCGCGCACUCUCCCCAGCCCAACUACAUCCACGACAUGAACCGGAUGGAGCUGCUGAAGCUGCUGCUGACAUGCUUCUCCGAGGCCAUGUACCUGCCUCCAACUCCAGACAGUGGCAACACCAACCCGUGGGUGCAGUUCUUUUGUUCCACAGAGAACAGGCAUGCGCUGCCCCUCUUCACCUCCCUCCUCAACACCGUGUGUGCCUAUGACCCUGUGGGCUACGGGAUCCCCUACAACCACCUGCUCUUCUCUGACUACCGGGAACCCCUGGUGGAAGAGGCCGCCCAGGUCCUCAUUGUCACCUUGGACCAUGACAGCGCCACCAGCAUCAGCCCCACAGUGGACGGUACCACCACGGGCACUGCCAUGGAUGACACUGAUCCUCCGGGGCCUGAGAACCUGUUUGUGAACUACCUGUCCCGCAUCCACCGUGAGGAGGACUUCCAGUUCAUUCUUAAGGGCAUAGCUCGGCUGCUGUCCAACCCCCUGCUUCAGACCUACCUGCCCAACUCCACCAAGAAGAUCCAGUUCCACCAGGAGCUGCUUGUCCUCUUCUGGAAGCUCUGUGACUUCAACAAGAAAUUCCUCUUCUUUGUGCUGAAGAGCAGUGAUGUGCUGGACAUCCUGGUCCCCAUCCUCUACUUCCUCAACGAUGCCCGAGCGGAUCAGUCUCGUGUGGGCCUGAUGCACAUUGGCGUCUUCAUCCUGCUGCUUCUGAGUGGGGAGCGGAACUUCGGGGUGCGGCUGAACAAGCCCUACUCCGUGCGUGUGCCCAUGGACAUCCCCGUCUUCACUGGCACCCAUGCCGACCUGCUUAUUGUGGUGUUCCACAAGAUCAUCACCAGCGGCCACCAGCGGCUGCAACCCCUCUUCGAUUGUCUGCUCACCAUUGUGGUCAAUGUGUCCCCCUACCUCAAGAGCCUGUCCAUGGUGGCUGCCAACAAACUGUUGCACCUGCUGGAGGCCUUCUCUACCACCUGGUUCCUCUUCUCCACCGCCCAGAAUCACCACCUGGUCUUCUUCCUCCUGGAGGUUUUCAACAACAUCAUUCAGUAUCAGUUUGAUGGCAACUCCAACCUGGUCUACGCCAUCAUCCGUAAGCGUAGCGUCUUCCACCAGCUGGCCAACCUGCCCAGUGACCCGCCUGCCAUCCAUAAGGCACUGCAGCGACGCCGCCGGGCACCUGAGCCCCUGUCACGGACUGGUUCCCAGGAUGGCGCCUCCAUGGAGGGCUCCCGUCCCGCCGCCCCUGCUGAGCCAGGCACUCUCAAGACCAGUCUGGUGGCCACCCCAGGCAUUGACAAGCUGACGGAGAAGUCCCAGGUGUCUGAGGAUGGUACCAUGCGGUCUCUGGAGCCUGCAGCCCAGCAGGAGCCGGCAGAUGGCAGCCCAGCUACGGAGAACCAGGAAGCCACCCAUGCAUGUCGGGAGCAACGGCGACUGUCCAACGCAUCAGCCAGUGGGCAGUGGAACCCGACGUCAGAGUGGGUCCUCUCCUGGAAGUCGAAGCUGCCGCUGCAGACCAUCAUGAGGCUGCUGCAGGUGCUGGUGCCUCAGGUGGAGAAGAUCUGUAUCGACAAGGGCCUGACGGACGAGUCGGAGAUCCUGCAGUUCCUGCAGCACGGCACCCUGGUGGGGCUGCUGCCCGUGCCCCACCCCAUCCUCAUCCGCAAGUACCAGGCCAACUCGGGCACAGCCAUGUGGUUCCGCACCUACAUGUGGGGCGUCAUCUACUUGAGGAAUGUGGAUCCGCCCGUGUGGUACGACACUGACGUGAAGCUGUUUGAGAUCCAGAGGGUGUGAGGAGGGGUGCGUACAGGAGCCAGGAGCAGGGGGAGGCCAGUUCCUGGGCCCCUGGAGGCUCCCCUUGGCCCACUGUGCUGAGCUUUAAAUGCUGGUGAUCAUGGCCUGGCCAGCAGAGCAGCUGAGUCUGGAGUGGCAGCCCGAGGCCCCUUGUCUGGAUAGUGUGUACAGGCUCUGUCACCCCCGGCUGACUCCCAGGAGCCUCCCGUAUCCUAGGUUGGAGCCCUUGCCCCAGCCCCCACUCUGGCUCCCCCUCCAGCCUUGUUUCCCUGCUGAUCCUAUUUGCCCGCCCAGCUCCUGUGCCCCCACCCUCGGAGGCCACCAGGUCACUGUGCCCUAUGGGGUUGCCCCAGAGGGAACUGUGGACUGUCCUGUGGGCCACUUGGGCAGGACAAGGGGACUUCAUGCAAGCCUCCAAAAGCCAGGCUGGUGGACCGCAUGCAGUCUAGGGACUGGAGUGGGGUGUUGAGGGUCUCCUAUGUUUUCCUGGGUCAGUGGACUUAGUCUUCCUUGCUGUCACCUUCUGCCUGGAUGACAGGCAGGGGAGCGGGGCCUCUGUCCUCCCAGCUCCAGUCUCUGCCUCCUCCCACAUAUAUGAGUACAAUCUUUUGCUCUGUGCAAUCACCUCUUUCCACAAUAAAACGUCUCUCUCCCA